UGCGUCGCAAAGAUGGACUUCGAUGGUAAUCGGUACUAUACCCUUAAUCGCGUAAUGUUAUCAUCUAUUGGAUUAUGGCCAUAUCAAAAGACAUGGUUUAUUCGAAUUCAAAGAUUUUCUUGUGUAACUUGUGUUAUAUCUGGCAUAAUAGUUCAGUUACUCACAUUUACCACAUUUGAAUACAACUUGGAUCUUCUCCUUCAAGUUUUAUCGUUUACGAUUCCUUGUUUGAUUGCCAUUCUAAAAUAUGUCACGUAUUGUGUAAAAAUCGAAUCGAUGAGAGAGUUGAUGGAUAUGAUAAAAUACGAUUGGAAUACGCUAAAAAAUAGAAUGGAAUAUGAAAUAAUUCGGAAAUACACUUAUAUGGGAGCAUUUUACUCACAGCUGUUUACACUAUGCGCUUAUAUUUCUCCGUUAUUUUUCAUAUUCAUACAUUUUAUACCAAAUCUUCUCGAUCUUAUGGCUCCGCUUAAUCAAUCUCGUCCACACCAGCUGAUAAUUUUAUCUGAAUAUUUUGUUAAUAUUGAUGAAUAUUUUUAUCCUGUUCUUCUGCAUAUGGUUGUGUAUAUCUUUAUAAUUUUGAUCACAUUAAUGUCUACCACAUCUAUAUAUGUAGCAUACAUACAGCAUGCAUGCGGGAUGUUUGAAAUAGCUAGUUAUCGUAUCGAACAUGCUCUGGACGAUUAUGAAAAGGAAAAUUUGCUUUCUACAAAAUGUUGCAUAAUUUGCUCCCGAAUAAUCAGUGCCAUCAACAUUCACAGACGAGCUAUAGAGUUGGUAGUUUCUCAUCGCAUAAUUCAGGAUUUAAAUAUCGUUUAUUAUUAUAUGUAUAUUACAUCAAAUCUAAACUUGCGCGGUUUUUCGAAUUCAUGAAGAAUACUUUUGUUACAAUGUAUUUUUUUCUUCUUUUACUCGGUGUAGCAUCUUUAACUGUUAAUCUAUAUCAUGCGGUAAUCAUACAGGGACUUAUCGAAAAUAUUUUUCC
Molecule: messenger RNA, 985 nt
Organism: Camponotus floridanus (Florida carpenter ant)
Lineage: Eukaryota; Metazoa; Arthropoda; Insecta; Hymenoptera; Formicidae
Exons: 7
Coding region: 13-873 (286 amino acids)
Biological process (GO): sensory perception of smell
Cellular component (GO): membrane
Molecular function (GO): odorant binding; olfactory receptor activity
Source: RefSeq, a predicted model, not a curated record